Molecule: messenger RNA, 883 nt
Organism: Ananas comosus (pineapple)
Lineage: Eukaryota; Viridiplantae; Streptophyta; Magnoliopsida; Poales; Bromeliaceae
Product: ATP synthase subunit epsilon, mitochondrial-like
Exons: 2
Coding region: 246-479 (77 amino acids)
Biological process (GO): proton motive force-driven mitochondrial ATP synthesis
Cellular component (GO): mitochondrial inner membrane
Molecular function (GO): proton-transporting ATP synthase activity, rotational mechanism
Source: RefSeq, a predicted model, not a curated record
AGUUUACUGAAGGAGCAAUACGGUUUUGAGUUCAUUGCGAAACGAACACGAGGUGGCUCGCCAAUGGGCGAGGUGGAUUGCCACCCCCUAAACCCAAUUACGCUUUCGCGAGUCACAACCCAAUCGAACAUCGUCAUCAUCGUCGUCGUCUCAGAAGUCAGAACACAUCAGUCAUAAAGGGGAGAGAGAGAGAGAGAGAGAGAGAGAGAGAGAGAGAGAGGGGCUAGGGUUUGCGAUCAUCGUCCAUGGCGUCUGCGGCGGCGGGGGCGGUGGCGGGGGCGGCGGCGCCGUUCUGGAGGGCGGCGGGGAUGACGUACAUAACCUACUCCAACAUCUGCGCCUCCCUUCUACGCUCCUGCCUCAAGGAGCCCUACAAGGCCGACGCCGCCUCCCGGGAGAAGGUCCACUUCGCCAUUUCGAAAUGGGCCCAGGGAAAGCCCGAGAAACCAGUUAUCCGGUCUGAUACGCCCGAAGAAUGAGACCCCGUGCGCGAGUGGCUUGGUCUUAUUGCUCAAGCACUCCCCGUUACACUCCCUAUGCAUUGUGUUCUGCAGCUUUGUUUUGUACCUGAAGACUCUUCACUGGUAGGACAAUUUCAGCUCUGCGGAUCCGAUAAUAAAAUUUUGACGGUGUUGGUAACUACCCCAAACAACAACUACUCUACUUGUUCCUCGUUGGAUUUGAGACUCGACUUUGUUUUGUCAUGUAUAUACUACUUUUAUUAACAACUUGCUUAAUCCUGAGAUAAGAAAAACUGCCUGUUAAUGCUCAGAUUUUCACUUGUUUAUUGUGAAGCGCAUGUUCGGGGAUAUCCUCAGACUUUAUGAUAUGCUUGAUCUGUCUGGGAAUUAUGAAUAUAUCAGCAUUUUGUUGAUUUGCCUCU